AUGGCCGCGGCCACCUCUACCCCUACCUCCCCGGCAACGGCAAUCCUGGCGGCCGGCUCCAUCGUCCACGCGGACUCGGGCGGAGGCGGAGGCGGCGGCGGCGGCGGCAUGCAGCCGGGGAGCGUGGCCGUCACCUCGGUGGCGGGCGGCUACCGCGGCGACCCGGCGGCAAAGAUGGUCCAGAGCGACUUCAUGCCGGGCGCCAUGGCCGCCAGCAACGGCGGCCAUAUGCUGAGCCAUGCCCACCAGUGGGUGACAGCCCUGCCCCACGCCGCCGCCGCCGCCGCCGCCGCCGCCGCCGCCCGCCGCCGAAGCGGGCCUCGCCGUGGUCCGGCAGGCCCCGUGGGCAUGACGGGCAGCCCCCAGCAGCCGCCGCCGCCGCCCGACGUCAAGGGGGCGGCGGAACGCGACGACCUGCACUCGGGCGCGGCGCUGCACCACCGGCCGCCCCACCUGGGCCCCCCGCACCAGGGGCACCCGGCGGCCUGGGGGGCGGCGGCGGCCGCCCACCUACCCUCCAUGGCCGGCGGGCAGCAGCAGCAGCAGUCGCUCCUCUACUCGCAGCCCGGGGGUUUCACGGUGAACGGCAUGCUGAGCCCCCCCCCCGGCGGUCAGAGCCUGGUGCACCCGGGGCUAGUGCGCGGGGAGACGCCGGAGCUGGGCGAGCACCCCGGGCACCACCACCACCACCACCACCAGCACCCCGGGCACCACCCGCCGCACCACGGCGGCGUCAACAGCCACGACCCGCACUCGGACGAGGACACGCCGACCUCCGACGACCUGGAGCAGUUCGCCAAGCAGUUCAAGCAGCGGCGGAUUAAGCUGGGCUUCACCCAGGCCGACGUGGGGCUGGCGCUGGGCACCCUCUACGGAAACGUCUUCUCGCAGACCACCAUCUGCCGCUUCGAGGCCCUACAGCUCAGCUUCAAGAACAUGUGCAAGUUGAAGCCUUUGUUGAACAAGUGGCUGGAGGAAGCCGACUCUUUCCACGGGCAGUCCACCAGCAUCGACAAGAUCGCCGCCCAGGGCAGGAAGAGGAAGAAGCGGACCUCCAUCGAGGUGAGUGUCAAGGGGGCCUUGGAGAGCCACUUUCUGAAAUGCCCCAAGCCCUCCGCCCAGGAGAUUACGAACCUAGCGGACAGCCUGCAGCUGGAGAAGGAGGUGGUCAGGGUUUGGUUUUGCAAUCGGAGGCAGAAAGAGAAACGGAUGACCCCCCCGGGGAUCCAGCAGCAGACCCCCGACGAUGUCUACUCCCAGGUCGGCACCGUCAACUCCACCACGCCGCCCCCUCACCACGGACUGCAGACCAGCGUGCAGUGA
Molecule: messenger RNA, 1323 nt
Organism: Hirundo rustica (Barn swallow)
Lineage: Eukaryota; Metazoa; Chordata; Aves; Passeriformes; Hirundinidae
Gene: POU3F3
Product: POU class 3 homeobox 3
Biological process (GO): brain development; regulation of transcription by RNA polymerase II
Cellular component (GO): nucleus
Molecular function (GO): DNA-binding transcription factor activity, RNA polymerase II-specific; RNA polymerase II cis-regulatory region sequence-specific DNA binding
Source: RefSeq, a predicted model, not a curated record